AUGUUGAGAAGAAUAGUUGACAGAAACCUCAGGUCGAGAUCAUCUAUAGCCCGGUGCUGUUCAAUUGGGCCUUUAGUAUGUGGUGGUACGAGACAAUUGGCAACAUCUACGCCCGAUGGUGCACUGAAACCGAAGGAAGUAUAUACCAAGCUAUCUGAUUUGGAUGAUCCUGCAAGAAGCAAAUUUUUCCAGUAUUCUUGGGGCUCUUGGCUUCAGAACGAUAAACUUCAGAAAAAACAACGGGAAACUGUGUUUUCUAUAGAAGGACUUACCUCGUUUCUUCAUGAGAUAAAUACUCUUAGAAGCAGUAGUACAACACCUGAAGCGCCAAAAGAGCACAAGGGAAUAUUUGUUCUACAGAAUAAUGUAACCGACGAUAUUGUUGGAGAUAAGGAAAAUAGCCCUUUGGUCAAGUCGAUUUCUUCAAUUCACGAGGGAAAACACCACCGAAUUUAUAAAGUCAGCUUAGCCAAUGGGAAAGAAUUGGUAUUGAGGAUUCCUUACAAGUUAGAUUCCGAUGCAGCAAUUGCCUCAAAGAUUCGAAGCGAGGUUGCAACGAUGGAUUUUUUGGAUUUAAAGUUGAACUUAAAUGUGCCAAAGGUAGUUGCAUAUGGACCAACGAGAAAUAAUGAAAUAGGAUCUCCCUUUAUGCUUCAGGAGUUUAUUGAGGGGGAAUUGUUAAUGAAGAAAUGGCAUCCCUUGGAAGCCGACUCAGAGAAGACUGAAAGUAAUUUGAAACAAGUCAUCGAUCCUAUUGCCAAAUUUCAGGAUAAGGUUUUACUGCCGACUUUCACCAAGUUUGGAUCAUUGUAUUUCUAUAAUGACGUUAGUCUACAGCUACAGGAGCAAGAGCCAUACGAGGGGGAGACAAAUGAAGCUUUGGCCAAAAGAUGGAGGAUAGGCAAAAGUGUUGAGAAACACUUUACCAAGGGCAAAAAUAAAUUACCCCAGGGCGUGAUUGACGAGCACAGUGGUCCAUGGGACGCAUCUAAUCCCUUGGAAGUGAUGUCUUCUGUUGCAAAUAUUGAAUUAGAAAAUGCAAAACAUAAAUUGGCCAUUGUCGAUGCAGAUGCUGGAGAUGUUGCUGAGAAAAAGGACCUUUUAAAAGACCAAAUUACAACGUUUGAGCAUUUAAAGCAAAUCACGCCAAAGCUACUUAAUCCCAAAUCCAAAUCCAUCAAAAAUGUUGAGAAAUUGUUUCAGCCAAAACUUUAUGUACCUGAUUUGGAUCCUUUGAAUGUGAUUGAUUCUACAAAAGGUGAACCGUAUUUUAUUGAUUUUGAAGGGUCAACUAUUAAGCCUUUUGUAUUGACGAGCUAUCCAAAUUUUGUCGCAUACCAUGGAGCAAAAGUCUACAACUUAAAGGAAGAUAUUCCCGGGUUCGAUGAGAUGGAUCCAGUGGAAAAACAACAGUAUGAGUUUAUGUAUUACAAAACGAGAAACGAAAGGCUUUGGGAAGUUGAGUUGAACAAAAACAGACACGAAUUGAUUGCCAUUGCGUCACCUCAUUUGAAGGUACUCAAAUCGCCAUACUUGCAAGCACUUGAUCUUAAGCAUCCAAAGGACUACCUCUAUGUUGAAGGUUCUAUCAUUCAGUUGCAGGCGAUGUGGGAAGCUUACGUAGCCAAUGAGCUUGCCAAUCAAGAUAGCAACGAUAAAGAGUUCCCCGUCAAAUAUGAUGAAACAUUUUUAGACCAACAUCAGCUGAAGUUGAGUGAGCACCAAUUAGAAACAGUUUCUAGUCCAUUCGGCGCCACAGGUGGUUGGUUGCCUCAAGAUAUGUUUGACACUUUGAAACAGCAGGGUAUCAUUGUUGAUAUUGGCGAUGGCAAUUAUAAGAUUGAUACUGAGCCAGUAUUGAAAGAACCUUUGAGCGAAGCGAGAUAG
Messenger RNA from Lodderomyces oxycetoniae, 1887 nucleotides. RefSeq lists its product as uncharacterized. The coding region runs from base 1 to 1887 and encodes 628 amino acids. The record is from RefSeq and is a predicted model, not a curated record. Lineage: Eukaryota; Fungi; Ascomycota; Pichiomycetes; Serinales; Debaryomycetaceae. Gene Ontology annotation, cellular component: mitochondrion. The transcript has a single exon.